UUGAAUUGUGGGUGGUUAUUUUGGAAGGGGGUUUGCUUCGGUUGAGGAGCUGGUUGGAAGAUGCUUUGCAAGGUUGGAAGUGGGGCUGGUUGGAAAGCCGGACCGGGAUUCGGUUCGGAGUGUCUUGCGUGCCGGGGGUGAGGGUGGCGCGCGCCUUCCGGGGUUAGUGCGCACAGCUGAGUUGGAGAGCUGCGCGUCUGCUUGCUGGGAAGGCGUUUUUCUUAGGAAGUCCGGAGUGAGCCUUGCUAUGAGGUGGAGAAAGUGGAACGGGAAGGAAGAGAGAUGUCCUUUCCAGGGGAGGGGAGAGAUAAUUCUGCAUCUCGUGAAAUCGGCCAACGAGGUUAAAUGGGUCCAGUAACUGGAAUGACUCCAGAUAAGAAAGGUGAAACACCAGGAGCAGAGAAGACUGUAGGGCUACAGCACAUUCAAAGAAUGGGAAGCCUACCGGAGGCAGGAGAUGCUGCUCGUCCAAAGGCCACAGCUGUGGAUAGUGACCUGGCUGACGAUGAGCUCACAAACUUGAACUGGUUGCACGAAAGUACAAACCUUCUAACAAACUUCAGUCUCGGAAGCGAGGGUCUUCCAAUGGUCAGUCCUCUCUAUGACAUUGAGGGUGACGACGUGCCAUCUUAUCCUUCUUCCUGCUAUGGGAACCCAGAGAAGAAAACUGCUUCUUCCAAGCCCCCCUAUUCUUUUAGCCUUUUAAUCUACAUGGCAAUUGAACAUUCUCCCAGCAAGAGCUUGCCCGUGAAAGAGAUCUACAACUGGAUCCUGGAACGUUUUCCGUACUUUGCCACAGCACCCACUGGAUGGAAGAACUCUGUCCGGCAUAAUCUUUCCCUGAACAAGUGUUUCCGAAAGGUGGAGAGAAGCCACGGCAAGGUGAAUGGGAAAGGCUCUUUAUGGUGUGUGGACCCAGAAUAUAAGCCUAACCUUAUACAAGCUCUGAAGAAACAACCUUUCCCUUCUGCAUUCGCGUUUUAUACCCCACCAGCAUCACACCACUGAGGGCCGCCAUCUGGUUCAUCAUCCCCUCGCUACUUAACCUCAGUCUUGAAACAGAAUCAGGGUCAGUCUAUCAAAGACUCUGAUAUCGAUGCUGCUACUGCCAUGAUGCUGCUGAAUACUUCUAUUGAACAAGGCAUUUUAGACUGUGAGAAGCCGCAGCCCAUCAAGUUCUCCAAGAAAAGGAAUUAUGGCAGUGCGUUCCACAACCACAGUAUGGCAGGCCAGCAGGAGACCAAUUCUACAAUCCCCAACAUCGACCCAAAUGAGGAUCACAAUUACAGUGCCAGCAGCGUGGCCUCUCAGCGUUGUGCAUCGUUGUCGAGCGUGUCUUCCCUGUCUUCCAUCGAUGAGGUGUAUGAAUUCGUCUCGGAGGCUAGCCGGGCUGGGAGCGACGGUAGUGAAGGGUUCCAUAGCGAGGAGGACACAGAUGGUGAUGAUGAGGAAGAUGACAACAACGACCCCCUGGUGGACAGCAGUUACACCUCCCAGCUGCGCACUGGUCCUUCUGAUAAGAACCAACCUCACAAGACAGCCCUGGAAGAGCUCUGCCAAGAAAUAGACGAGGAACUGAAAGAGGCUGCCGGGUCUCUGCUUCACUUAGCUGGCAUCAGCACAUGCCUGGGCUCCCUCAUAAGUGCUGCAAAGACCCAUAGCCAGAAACGAAGAAAAAAAGAAUAACGACGCAGUGUAAAAAGAAUAUGUAUAGCGACAGAUAUGAAAAUGCGUAUUUUAUUUUUUAGUGUGGCAAUACUCCUCUACUUUUUAUCCUUCACAAGGGAGAUCAAAGCCAUAAAAGGACUUUUUUAUUUUUGCAGAUUAUAAUUUUGGUGUUUUUUUUUAAAUUUAAUUUUUUUAUUGCAAGGUGGCAGUGGUGAGUUUAGGUAUUGAGAAACUUAUUUAAUUGUGCAGGACAGGGGGUGAGAGGGAAUUGAACUGCUUCCCUCCCAGUAGUGAUUUUCAACAGAGUUGGGUAUUUUGGAUUUUCAACAGAGCAGUUGGAUUCCCUUGUAUUAUCUCAUGCAUCAUGCUCUGUGUAGAAGGUCUUGUACAUGUCUUUGGGAAGCAUGGAGCUUGAGGGAUGCGGAUUAGUCUUUCAAUUGUGUAACGUAUGCAUAAAGUGGGGAAUGUGGAAUUGUGCCCCCUAUCUAACUUCCAGAGCUUCCUGAUUUUCACAUGCUACGUUGCAGGCCUCAUAGCCAUCAAAAUCAGGAAGUCACGAUCAAGCAGCUUGGACCUGUAUGUGUUGGCUUCUGCACACACAGGGAUUGAUCUCACAGGUCCUUUUUACUCGUGGAUACACUUUCCUCCAAUGGAAGGAAGCCUUCCCUUGAUUCAAGCCUCUUGCAUUGGCAAACGCCAUCCUUUUGAAGAAAGGGCCUCAGCUAGUGGAAAGGUCCUGGGGAAUGCUGCCAUGGCUGCCUUCUCUAUCCAGCACAUCAUUGCCAAAUAGAUCUGAAGGUGGAGCUGGUGAUUUGGAUAAGCAGGAGCAGUCCCUAUAAUUCUCUCUUUCACUGUUCAUGGGCUGUGUGUCUUCAAAACCGUGUCUAUUUUGGGUUAUAGAAAUGAGUAACAUAGAAGCCCCUUCAUGUAUUCUGUUGUACAUUCUGUCCGGAGCAUGCCACUUCAUAGCCUUGCUUUCACUGUUACGUAGUUGCCUCCUGUGUUGUGGUCCAUGGUAAUUUGAAUAGUACAAAACUGCCACCAUGAAUCACUUCCCAACUUAUGUUACUUGAUAUCUGAAAUUAUCACGUAGGAGAAAAACUGGAACAUGUGGACGUUAAUAUUUUUGAAAGAGGGUUUCAUCAUGAGUAGUUUGUCUCCCAGCUUUAUUUGCAUAGAAUUUCCUUCCUGGAUGUACCAAAAAAUAAGAAGCUGGUUUCUUCUCUCACUUUUUAAUUUUUUAUUGAGAACAUAGACACGUAUUUCCAAACCUAAGGCUCUUCUGACUGUCUUGAUACCUGCAUCAAGUGACUGAUAUUUAUGACUGAAUUGUAAAUUAUUAUUUCAGAGAUAACUUGGGCUUACAUGUUCAGGCAGAGAGGUCAAAAAGGGUUGAUGUUCCUCUAGGUCAGAGUUAAAAAAUGAAUUAGUUGACUUUGGCCUAGUUCUCACUGUGGUGACUGUACCACUUCAUAGUGCAGGCAGUCCAUCACAUUGUUGAGGGCCCUUCUGGACAAAAAAUCCCUGCCAUGUAGGAAACCUGUUAUCGAAGAGGAAGAGUUGUAGCCUAGACUUCCCUUUGAUGUGCUGGGUUCCUAUAUUAGUAAUGUUUAUAUCAUGGAGGAGCAGUCUGAGGUAGUUUGGCUCAGGCACAUAGAAAAUCAGGGUUUUAACAGAAAACUUAACAAAAGGGUUCUCAUGCGGCUUGGAAGUCUUGGCUAUUUUUUUUAAGUUGUUGCAUACUUUCAUUUUGUAUUGUACUAGCCUAACUUACCUGGAAGAGCUAAUAUAUUGAAUACAACCUUAAGGUGGCACCAUUUGAAGAGUGUGAAUACAUGAAUGAUGUUAAAAUGAUGAAUGCCGUUCAGUUCAGGCAACUGCCAACUUUCUUGAAUAAGAAUGACACUAGGGGUAAAAUUCCAACCCCUUUUAAAUCAGCAGGGAUUUGCCAGUGGUAGCAUAGUGACAUGGGUAGAUUUGUUGGUCUGCAGUAGAAGAGCAAGGUUCUUAAAGACCAGUGUCACCUAAAAGAGCAAUGUGACCUUGCAUCUUGCCUUACAUAGAAAGUACAUAUUGGUCCUUAAGGUGUUUGUGCAAGCAUCUUUUGUAUUGUCAGCUCCAGUAGUUGCAGCUGGAAGCUCAACAAGUCUCGUGGAAGAGAGAAGCAAUUUUUGCCUGUCUGAUAGUCAACCUGCUGCUCAAAGGCAACCACAUAGUCUGGAUAUGCUAUUUAUCUCCUGUUUCUUGUAUUGAAGUGUGUCUGUUCAGGGUCCGAUGAGCUGCACAAGCAGACUCUGUUCCUGAAAUAAGCCAUCUGUUGAUGUUCCUUGAGACUAGUUUGGGAAGUGGCGUCUGAAAGGGGAUUGCAGUGCUGCCAUACUAGUGGGUUUGUUGUUCCCACUAUGAGAACUCACCAGCAGCUUUUCCUAUUGAGAUAAGGAGGAGUCCCUACAGGAAAGGCAGCUUUGCUGUUGUGCAACUCCUUUUCCUUUUGAGGGGUAGUUUCACAGGAAAUACUGUGGAUGGUUGGGUGCAAGGGGCCGCUGUGCCCUACAAUUCUGAGAACAAGUGUUUUGUAAUUAUCUAAGUAUUAGUGUAGCCACAUAUGCCUGGUUUGGAAGGGCAGCUUGAAGUGCCAUUGAAUCUUCUCAUUAUUUUCUUGUGAGCAAGUUUAUCCCCGUGCCAGGGGGAGGGGCUGCUCCAAAUUGCAGAUAACUGAAUCAGAUUUUGAGCACCAGAAUGAAGAUAACAUUUGACCAGUAAUACAGAGGUUCUCUGGCUUAUUACUGAAAGACUAGUAUUUAGAUGGUCAGGGUUUUAUUUUUUUAAAAAAAUAUCACUGCCUCUUCUUGAAUACUGCCUCCUCAUACCCCAGUAAAAAUCCUGCCACUCUAAGCCUGUAGCUGUUCUUUAGAAACCCAGUCUGUUGCCCAUGAUCCAGCAAGUUCAGAUGGGACUUUCCUAUUACCAGCUGUAGAACAGUUUGCGUUGUCUGUAAAAAGAGCCAAGCUUUCAGGUAGUUUGGAUUAUAACUAUGACCGAUCUGAUAAUAUCUGCAUAUAUUUUCAUGAUGGGUUGGCCUGAAGAUUUCAAGGCUCCAUGUAGCAUUUUGAGUGUUUCAAAGCAAAUCUUUGCUAAAAUGGUAGCAAACUGUAAAUGAUUCCACCUUGUAAUCACACUGCUAGUUCUAGACAAAAGAAAAAUCUUGAAUGCAUGGGUGUUUGCACGCUCACCAAUUUGUACACAACUCUCUCCAAUGUAAAGCUUGAAUAUGUUUGGUGCACAUUCUUUGUCUCCUUCUUCUCCUUUCCAACCCAAAUGCUUUGACUGAUUGGCCAAAACAAUAAUCUAGCCUGCCAAAAUUGCUUUUAGACUAACUUCCCUAGUUUAAGAUAUUGUUCCUGGAAGAUUAGCCGCAAGUCAGCAUGGGUAAGGAUUUACACCUGUAUCUAAUUGUGAGUCAGACAUAGGACAGGUGUGCAUGCCUAUAUGUUUUAGCCAUAAUGAUUAAUUGGUGUAAUUAGUGGAAAAACAGCCAAGAAUGGUGCAGAGGUUUUUGUUUUUUGAAGUAUCACCCAGAAAAGCAGUAAAAUACAACAGCAACAUAGUGGAAAAGUCAAGCAAAAGCCAGAACUGGAAAGUCUUGUGGAUUAACAUUCUGGCUUUAAAUACAGGUUUUUACUUGUUAUACAAAGAGGAUUCAGGGAAGGACAUUCUGCUGUUGUGGUACCAUCUAUUAAAUAAGGACUUGAUCCAGUGGCCUCAGAUUUUACCCUUUUAAAAGACAGUACCCAGCAGAAAAGGCCAAGUCCUACCAUCUGGGUAGUUCAUAUGGGAGAGGAAAUUCUUACAGAAGUGCUAUACCCAGGCUAUUUAAGGCUCUCCUCUCCACUUUACCCCAUGAGUAAACCUACAAAUUGAGCUAGUAAUAUAAACUGUCCAUGUUAGAAUUUUCACCAGGAAUGUGCUUUGUGAGUGCCUUCCUUAAAAGACAAAUGGUACAUGAAAUGGUCUCUGGCACCUAAAGCAAAAAGUAAUAUGAAUUCACCAUUCGCCAAUAGCAACAAGUCUGUAUAUUUUGUGCAAAACACAGCUUUCAAUUCCUGUAUGUUGUUGCUGACCGGAGAUGUCCCUCUGACUAGCCUUUGUCCAGAGUACACGUUCUAGUAACUUGUGAUUGUGAAACGUCUUUUUGAAGCAAUGCAAAUAACAGGACUACUGUAUUUUUAAAAGUAUUUAUUUAGGUCUUGGAUAUCUUUGAGGAUUGACAAGAACUAAAUUUAGAUCUUGCUACAAUGGGCCAGACUUGAAAAUGAGGCUGCUUCCCUGGAAUUUGAGUGUUGAUUCUUGUUGUCUUGAGUCUGACUUGAUUAGAGUUCUGUCUGUAGUCUGUUUCCUAACAGAAAUUGAAUGCGUGCACAAUUCUUUUUCUCUGUCCUCCCUUUAUGAAUGCAGUGUUUAGUGUCACCUCUGUGCUAGAAAAUGUGUAGAACAUAGCAGUUUUCCUGAUGAUGAUUUCUGUUGUUUUCCACAUGUAAUGGUAGAGCAAUAAAAGCAUUAGGUGGGAAGAGAAGCUGAGAAAAUACCACUCCAAUCUUAAAAUCCAAUCUGAAAUUGCAGCAGGGCAAGAAUCGGGACUCUCACAGGACUUGAGAGCCAGUCUGCAUGUUACAGAGAAUAGGAUGGUAGAAUUCUGCACUAUACUGCUUCAUCCUGCAGGUGGGAAUAUUUUAACAUUCUCUCCCAUGAUUGGGAGGAAAACCCUCUCUCUAUCUAAAAAAAUCAGCCCAUCAAAGAAGGGGUUACUGUAGCCCUUUCCCUGAUUUGCUGGUUUUCUGCUUCCUGGGUGCAUCCAAAAACACAGAGCCUCACAAGUGUUUUGAAGUGGCUGUCCAGAGUUUUAUCUCACACUGAGUAGCAUGUAGAUCUGUAACGUUUUGGGAACAAAGGCCCUUCAUAUCAUUGGAGUGCUGAUUCCCUUGCAAAUUCACGAGAAUGAAUAAGGUAGACCAGUAGCUUAGCCGCUGCAGGGACAUGGCGAGGGGGUUCUGGGGGUGUGGGCAGAUGAGGGUGUGGCAGGGGCGCAGGGUGCAUGCGUGCCCCGGGCGCAGUUCCCCCUCGCUGCUCCUGAGGUAAACACACUGCUACAUCAACAUUCCAGGGAUGGUCAGAAGGCAGUUCUCCAGUUUGUACCAUUCCCCCAAUGGCUUUGCAAAAGAAUCAUAUCACUAUGGAGAAAAAGCAUUGUGUGAAUGGGCCAUUGCUCCCUACUUUCUAAGCAUUCAAGGUUCAGUACUCCCUGUUAGUUGUUGUCCACACUGUACUUUCACUGCCUAUAUUCCCAUAGAACUGUGCAUGUCUUCCUAUGGUCAAAAUCCACACAGAGCCCUGUCCCAGCAUACAGAGAAAUCGUAUAAUUUUUCCUCCAACAUACUCCUUACUUUGUCAGCACAUCCACAGUAAAACCGUUGCUUAAUUUUGCAUCUGUUUAAGUCAUGCACGGACAAGAUGUAUCCAGAUGACAGUGUGUUGACCAGACAUACUGGACUGAUUUCCCCUAGAUUGGAGUGAACAUAGGCUGGACAGUUGAUGAGGCUAGAGUCGCAGUAUUGUGGGGACUGGGAUUGUGCAUUUUUACAGGUUUGAUUUGCUAGUCCAAGCACCAAAACAAGGGCCAUUGUUUUCUGAACACACUUUGUUGCAGAAUAUUAAUGCCUUCCUAAUUUGUUCAAAGGUGCUUAUCUUUCUAGGUAUUUGUAUCUCUCCUGUGUCUUGAUCUUUCUUCCUAAUUAAGAUGCAGUUAUACAUCCUGUUAACAUAGGAUAUCUUCAGCACUUCUUUUCCUCUCUCAGAAGUAGUUACAUCCCUGAGUUACCCCUGGAGUAACUGCCAUAUUUCUCUCUGUUACUGUAUCACUCUUUCUUUGAAUUAUUGAAUUGGAGAAAAUCAGUAUCUUCAGAAAAAGAUCCUCCUGGGGCUUUGCUAUUUGGAUGGGGAACUGCAUUGUUGAAUACUUAACACAUGGGGGGGAGCAGGUGGUGCUAAAACCCUUCUCGCUGCUCUCUUGCUGUCUGCCUGCAGGCACUUUAAGAGGAGGAAAUAAUUCAAUCUUGCAGUCUUCUGUCUGUAUUAAAAUAAGAUAAAUCUCUAAAUACGUGUGCUGACACACCACCUUCUGAACAUAGAGCUCAGCCCCUCUGGUUUAUCAUUUGGUUUUUGUUUUAAGCAGGAAGGUAAGAAUGAGACUGUUUUAGACCAAAUGUGUGCUCAGCUAAUGAGGAUAAACAUAAAACUUCCUGCAGGUAGAUUUAGGGGGAUUGAUAGUCAACACUGGCUAAAUUCCUUUGCAGAAGUAGUUACCACUUGAUAUGUGAGGGAGUUGCAGUGGUAAGUAACUUUUACUACUAUUUCACGGACUUUACUACUAUUUCACGAACUGCCUUGAGGGUGGAACUUUAAGUAUGACAGCGCUGCUGCCAUCAAUGGCUUCCCAUGUCUGUUGUUCUUCAUAAGGAACAGACCACGUACCCUGGGUCUGGCUUUCAUAUAUCACUGUCCUUGCUCCACAUCCUCAGCCACUGGUGGGGAUAUGCAUGAGUUGAUCCUCUGAAUGAGGUGAGUCUACAUGAUGCAGGGUAGAAACUGAUAUAGGAUGCCAUGGAUGGAUGGAAGUAAGCCAGUAUGAAGGUUAAGCAUGACUUGGAUCCUGAGCUUCCUUUCCGCCCACUGACUCACAAGAGCACAAUUCUCUGGUGGUAAUAGACUGGGAGGUGGAAGAAUAGCUUAAUAUAUAAUGCAUCUUUGCUUGCGCUGCAUAGGAUCCAAGCCUAAUGUGACCUCAGGUUUGUUGCAUUUUUGAAAGUUGGGGCUGUGAAGUGUGUGUGUGGUUUUCUGGUAGAUCAGUUCACUUGGAACCCUCAUUUUAACAUCAGAUGAAAGAUUAAAACAUUUGUCUUAAAAUGAACAUGGAGAGGUUUCCAAGGGAGGCUCAUCCGUCCUUGAAAUCCAGAUACCAGUGCUGUCCUAAUCGAUUUCAAAUUCCAGUUCUAAAUUAUAUCUUCUCUGAGAACUGCAGGCACUCCUUUUUAGAAAGUCCAACUUGGAACUUGUACGGCUUGUGACUUCUUUGUUUGGUGAAAGCAACAGCUUUGGUUAAAGCAAAGCACACCCCACAAUGCUAAUAACGGGGUAGUCGAAAUAUUUAUUGUAAAAGAAGACUAGGGUUUUUUUUAAUGUACCUGCCAUUUAUUUGGAAAAGCACAUUCUCCAGAGCUAACAGCCAGUGCCAAUAAAAGGUCUGUUUUACGUGUACAUUUUUUUCCAGACUUAAGAAGUACAUAAUUUAAAAAGUAUUAUGUUGCCAUCUUAUAGUGAUAUAAAACCGUUUAUAAUUGCCAAUUCAUUGUGACUAUUAUUUAUUUGAGAAGUGGAAAUGUGUAAGAAUGCAUUCUGAUCAAACUAGAGUUCUUUUGGGGAAAAAUUACCGUUACCUUGCUUUUUUUUUCUUCAAUCUAACAAUAGCGCAAGAAAGCCCUUGGAUUUCUUUAGAAAAAUGCUGCCAGUAGAUUAAGCACCAUUCUAACACUUUACUCCCUUCUCCCAGUUGAGUAGUUUUUGCCUGGUUUAAAGACAACUUUACAGAUAUUUUAGUUUUUGUAUUCUAACCUCUAUUAAUUAAAAUGUUUAUGGAGUUUAUUUUUACCAAAGAGAUGCAAUUCAUUAUGAUAAAAUAUUUCAAAAUAAACUUUGUUUUAUAACA
Messenger RNA from Sphaerodactylus townsendi, 9427 nucleotides. It is a transcript of the gene FOXN2, whose product is annotated as forkhead box N2. Gene Ontology annotation, cellular component: nucleus. The record is from RefSeq and is a predicted model, not a curated record. Lineage: Eukaryota; Metazoa; Chordata; Lepidosauria; Squamata; Sphaerodactylidae. Gene Ontology annotation, molecular function: cis-regulatory region sequence-specific DNA binding; DNA-binding transcription factor activity. The transcript has 8 exons. Gene Ontology annotation, biological process: regulation of DNA-templated transcription.